This is a messenger RNA of Osmia bicornis bicornis, 6344 nucleotides long. It is a transcript of the gene Skeletor, whose product is annotated as protein Skeletor, isoforms D/E-like. NCBI's taxonomy places the organism in Eukaryota, Metazoa, Arthropoda, Insecta, Hymenoptera, Megachilidae. The record is from RefSeq and is a predicted model, not a curated record.
CAACGGAAUACUUGGGGUGACUCUGGAAACGAAAAAUUUCAUCAUUUUCCAAGGAACAUUUGUGGAAACAUUAUAUUUACUUUGAGUGGGAAGUUCUAAGUUUCAAAAGUAAACAGACUAGAAAUACGACUCCUUGAUAUCAUUCGAGGAACGUUCAAAAACAAAAAUUUACCCUGCUCGAGCAAGGUGAUUCUCGUUUAGUACAAGUUCGACUCCCGACCCGAUAACACGUGUUGCUUCGUUCUAAACGUUAUACGUAUUAGUGAAGUGUGAUUUCAUCAAAUGGAUAUUCCUCAACCAUCAUGGUUUUUUUUCCCAUGAGAGAUGAACUCAGCCAUGGAGGGAUGGAUCGUCGCAUCUCGGAUCGUGAUAUGAAAGUUAAUUGCAAGCCAUAGUAGAGUACAGUAAUGCGCGAGACAAGUAGAUGAAAGAAGAGACAGAGUUGAGUUCCUGUCUUCAUCAUGGAAGGACGUUUGCGUGUUCAUCGGAAAGCGGGAUGGAAUAGAUGGAGCAUUGUCUGAAUUCGUUAAGAGUCGAAAAUGACGUCGUUACGACGGCACGGAGGCAAGAUUUCAGAAGGACUGGUGAAACAGGCGGGAUUAUAAUACCUAUAAUACCUAAUCUCGUCUAAGGGUGUCUGGAAGCCCCUAAAUCAUGACCCCUCGAAAACAAAGGCACGUCCAGUUUUUUGCAUCUGUAGCCAUUACGGUAAACUCUUGUUUUCGAGCGAUCAGGAUCUUUCUAUGGCCAGGACGAUAAACUCUUGGUGACACAGUCGACGAGUAAGAGAUUUCACACCUGCUGCCAUGGGAGACACGUGUGGACACACGUUUCGAGGUUCUUACGAAGGUGUGCAAACGGACGACAGAGCUCGUCUUCUGGUACGAGUAGCCAUCGGUCUGAUGACCAUUCGAACGACGAAGGACACGCAUCGAGGCAGGGUAUAAUGGAAGAAAGGGAAAUGGGGGGCGUUUCAGGAAAGAGUCGACCUUGUCUGUAUGGACUGAUAAUUACAAUCGCAAACUAUCAUUGUGUCUCGAGUUUCUUCGAGUAGGAUAUUAAUGAAGAAACGAUGCUACCGGUUCGAAAGGGUUAAAAUGAUCGAGGAAGAGAUACAAGGGGGGAUGAGAUGAAAGAUGAAAAGGAAAGAGAGAAAAAAAAAACAAGACUCGAUGACGGAUUUGAGGGAACAAGCAGAGCAGAAGGGAGAGGCGAGGAGAAAGAGAGACGCCGAGGUGAAGCAAGGCGAGCCAGUGAUCGUAGUGGGAUCGACAAAGCUACCUGGAUCCACGACGGCCACUUUCGACGGCAGUAACCACGAAGACGCCAUGACCGCACCAUCACCCACAUCGUCCUCGACGCGGCUAUCCACCGCUCUUCUAGUUGCUGCGGUUUUUAUUCUUCUCGCCACACAGGUAUGCAGCGGAGCUUAUUACGGGAAGCUUAUCGGCAAGCUGUCGGAACUUCAUCACGGCGUCAGCGGUGAAGUUUACGCCGUGGACGGGCGAACUCUGUUCGUCAAGGAUUUCACAUACGACGGGGAAGCGCCAACCGCUUAUUUCUAUGUCGGCAAUACCAAGACCCCUAAUGGUAAUGGAAUCAGGCUUCGUGACGAGCGUGGAUCGGCGGAAACGAUAAAGCGGUAUCGAAGGAAGAGCAUCACCCUGACGUUACCGGAAGGCAAGACCCUGAACAACAUCAAAUGGUUCGCCGUAUGGUGCGACGAAUACGCUGUGAAUUUCGGAGACGUCAGAAUACCACGAGGAUUCGAUUACCCUAAACCUCAGAAAUUGGCAGCAUUGAGCGGAGUGCACGGGGUCAGUUCGGAACCGAUCGUCGUAGUCGAUGCCCAAACCCUGUUGAUACCAAGUUUCAGCUACGAUGGCGAAGCACCUGACGCGAAAUUUUGGGUAGGAGCCGGUCCAACACCGUCGCCCCAAGGUAUUCGAGUGCCCGAUGAGAACGGCAAGGAGGUUCCUCUUCGUCGAUACGAUCGCAAGGCUAUCGUGCUGACGCUACCUGGCGAUCUAACGAUCCACCAGAUCGGCCAUUUUGGCGUCUGGUGCGAGGCGUUCACCGUCGACUUCGGCCACGUACAAAUUCCGCAGAAUCUUAACGUGCCACCGUCCCUAAAGAUGCUCGGAGUCUCGCCGCAGUCGAAACUGAACUGCGAAGUUCUGGAGGAGAAGCUGGCUUUCGAGGUGCGAUGGGCCGUGGCCGGAGACAGCAUAGUCGCCCAACUGGUCGGAAAGCUUGAAGACGGACAGUACAUGGCAUUCGGAUUGUCUGCGGAUCCUAACAGAAGCUUGAUGGUCGGAGGAGACGCGGUAGUCGCAUGGGUCGAUAAACAAACCCUUCAAGGAUACGCUGUCGAUUAUUUCUUGGACGCCAAGUCGCAGUGUUCCGGUGGACGGGGUAGUUGCCCCGACACGCGCAUACAAGAGAACACGAAUUCCAUUCGAUUGUUGAACGCUGCACUGGUGGACGGAUAUAGUAUUGUCACGUAUCAGAGAGCACUGAAGACGAACGACGAGCUGGACCAUCAAAUCCUGACAAACGGCUCGCAAGCGAUCAUCUGGGCCAUCGGUCCUCUCAACGAGAGGCUAGAGGUCAGCUUUCACACGGACUAUCUGAAAAGCGACCGUUUCAUCGACUUUGGUAGACCACCGGUCUGGAAUUGUCCGAUCCCGGAGCAUUCGCAAACGAUCGUGGACAACGAAGAUAAAGCCAGCGGAAAUCAGCCAGUGGCGAUUGUAACUACCAGAAGACCUCAACGAGCACCGGCAACUCCAGCGCCAGCGCCGAAAAACGAUGCCUGGGAGAUUCCACCUAUUCAAUGUUACGAACCCGAUGAUGGAGUGUUUUACGCUCAGAUGGGACCGACCGGAGGAAAACACGGCUAUCCUGCGAUCACCGGUCACGUCGGCUGGGGAAUCUCUUGGUACAUAAAUGGCCUACUAAUUCCUGUAAUCAACGUUGUACGAGGUAGAAAAUAUACUUUCGUGGUGGAAGGUGGUGAGGAUCCUGACACACCCGCUCGUUACCAUCCCUUCUAUAUUACUGACGAUCCUGUUGGUGGAUACCAACACAAAACACCUGAAGAGAAAGCCAAGGUGAAAAUAUUCGCUGGUGCUCAACGUCAACGCGGCGUGUAUCGACCAACGGGUGUCGGUCGACUGUGCAAUUGGGUGCCGGAUCAAAGUCAACCCCCCGCCGACGAAUUCACUUCGUUUGGUGCUUACCAGCGCACCCUGACUCUGGAAUGCGAUCAUGGAGACCCAGGUAUCGUAGAAUGGACCCCUGACAACAACACCCCCGACACCGUCUACUACCAGUGUUUCACGCACCGUUACCUGGGCUGGAAGAUCAACGUUCUCGACAGCUGCGACGCCGGCGAAUCAGCUGCCAGCGAGAACCACGAGGUGUUCGUGCAGCCGGAACGUCAACGAACGAACGUGGAUCUCGAGAACAGCCCCAGCAUCCGUGUCCCGAGCAAGGUAACGCCAUCGGCGGAGUUUCUUCAGCAGCAUCUUCAUCAAGCUCACGGUGAACACGGGCUUCGUAUUCCUUAUCAUCCAGCGACUAACCCCGGCAAGCUAAGCACACCAUACACCCAGCUACUAACGAACGCUAAUAACAACAAUUACGUCCGCUUGCAAUCAUCGUCGCAGUACGAGGAGCCGUUCGUUUCGAAGCCUUCUUCUCCGUACAGUACGCCGGGCAUCAGCGUUCUGCCCCAUAGUCACGAGGUACGCGUGAAGGAUAUGCAUCACGUGCACCUCGACGAGGAUCCGAUGCAGCAACAACAGCAUCAUCAUCCGAACUACCAUCGUUACAAUCAUCUUCAUCAUCAUCAUCAGCUAGCUCCGAUCUAUCACGAACAAUCGAUGGGAAUCGAUAGACCGAUCACCUCCCAUCCUGGCAGACAUCAUCAAAUCAUGGAGAUCGAGCCGGAUUUCAUUCGUCAAGCCUCUAACCAGCAAUUGUCUAACCUCGUUGCAGAUAACCCACGACCAAUGAGCCACGGGACAAAAUACACUUAUCCAGCAGCCAGCAACCCGCAGAUCCAAUACCCCAACAGACCGUUGUAUCAUCAUUACGCGAGCAAUUACCACCACCUUUAUCACCAACCGCCCCACCAUCAUUACCAUCACUAUCAGCCAGAACAGAGGAAUCAACUGAUGAUGAUCAAGAGACCGAUGAUGACUCGUCGACCAAUGUUGCAGACCUCUCACACGAUGCCACAGCCGAGUCUUCCCUUACCCUCCAGACCAGUCUUCCUAGAACGAAAGAAGUCUGUCUAUGCCCCAGCUUCGCCCGUUUACAGAAGAAACCAAGAGAAAGUAUCCACGGUGAACGGUAAUGUUCAAAUCUCGAAACUGAAGAAAGUCGACCCGAAACAGUGGAGCAAAGUGGAGGCUAAAGUUUCCGAUACGAACGCACCCAACCUCUUCUCUACUCCCAUGAAACCAGCCAGAAACACAGGCUUCGAUCCAGGCUCCAUAGUGAUCGAAAGUGGUUUCAAACCAAUCAUUAGAACCUUAGAGAAACCCACGGACGUUGCUGAGAAGAGAUCGUCCGAUAUAACGGAUGAAGAAGAUGCUCGAGGAACCACCAACCACAGACCUAACGACAAUUUCGGGCCAGUUUUUAUACCUUCACCCCCUGUCCCAACCGUGGACACGGUAAAAAGAUCGAAGAAGAAACCUCGUCUAGGCGAGGUCGAGGACAUGGAAAUGGCUGCCGACAGGAUGAACGCUUAUUACUUGCCUCCGGUUCCCAGCACGAUCACCAACGAAUCACCGUCUUCACCCUCGUCAGAGGUAUUGAUCACGUUCGACGGAAAGAGACUGAAGGACUCUGGCUUGGCCAGGUCGAUUUCCGGGAUCGAAGAGCAUUCGAAAAGCACGUUAUCCUCGGAUGUGCUUAGUAGAACACCGCAAUUCGGAAGAUUCAAGGGAGAACUACCACCUUUGAUCCCUGGAGAGGCUCGUUCUCAGCUCGAGAAACGUCGUCCAUCGUACAAGGACUCGUUACUGGCCGAAACAACCCCGAUAAAGAACACGAAAUUGACGCUUGUCAUGAGAUCGAAGAGAUCUCCGCACGAGGGACACGUGCAUUUAACGAACGCUUCUGAUACUGAUCAUCUCGAUCGCCAUAGUCACAACGAUCAUCAUCAGAGUAACUCGAGUUCUCUGCUCGUCAGUACCGGUGAAACUAUCAUGGCUAAUUUAGGAUACAUCUUUCUAACUGUUGUCUUUUAUUAUAUCAUUUGAAAUUAUUCGCUGCCGAGUGUGUAGGAUUGUUAAGAAGAUUCAACGAUUUCGUAUUCAGAGUUGUUUCUAUUAGGGACUUCAGGGUGUGAGCAUUGUCUUGAAGAAUAUUCGUUUCGUUAGUAUUUUUGUUAACUUCAUCUAUUCUUUUUUUUCCUCUAAUAGUAAUAAUUCUGACAUGCUGGGGCCAUGAGGGCCUCAAGAAUAUUUGGCAUUCAUCAGGGGCAGAGGUGAAGGAUGCUGGUCCUGGUUCUAACAAUGCAAGCCAUCUGCAAGGAAUAAUUUCUUCUUUUUUUAACCUGUUAACUAAAGAUCUUCUUUUAACACGUUGAUCGUCGCGAUAGAAAUAGCCAUAUCGAAUACAGGAUACAAGGGUUAUUUGCCUCUUGCGCGUGUAACAAUAGUUUGUCUUAUAAAUGAUCCAUGAAUAAUAGGAUGUACUUUCUUUCUGAUGUAAGUGUAAUAACAUCGCCGAAGGCAAGAAUCUUUCAGGAUUUGCAUUAUUAGAUUCUAUAGGUCUUUCAGUAGAAUUCAGGUUAACAGGUUAAUCACGUUUGCCACGUUUCAGCGCGAAAUGUACGUGACUUUGUGGAUUAAUAGACAAUGUAAUCGACGCGAUAACACGGGAGAGGAAUAUAACUAACCACAAAAUACCGAUCCAUGGUUUACUUAUUUAUUCAGCUAUUUAUUCAUGAAUUAUUUUGUCCCUUUGUCGUACGAGAGAGAAGCUUCCAAGACGAGCAAUAGUAUUGGAAAAAAAGUUUGUGUCAUUUACGCUCAUCGGAUCUCCGACUCUAUAAGAGUACAAUAUACCUUCGUUACAUUUAUUUUUUUUUUCCUAAGUAAGUUUUAAGUCUCGAGGUGCAUGAAAGAAGGAUCUUAUCAUUCUACGUGCUACAACUACGUUGUGCUCUAGACUAUAUAUACUUGUACAUAAGUUGAUUGUUAAUAAAUUGUGUAAUGGAUAUCACGUUCCUUUCUUUAUUCCGUGCGGUGAACUAGAAGGAAGGAUGAUGUCAAUAUUGUACUCAACCGAAAUGGUAAAGCAAUUAACAGGAAGAGAAUUCAACG